CCUGCAAAAGAGCUCUGCUAAAUGAUUGUGGCUUAACUGACAAAAGCUGUCCAGCUCUGGCUUCAGUUCUUGGAUCAGAUACCAAUCUGAAAGAGCUGAACAUGAACAAUAAUAAUCUGCAGGAUUAUGGAGUGAAGCUACUCUGCACUGGCCUGGAGAAUAUAAACUGCAAAUUAGAGAUACUGAGUCUGAAGAACAACUGUAUCACAAAAGGAGGUUGUCAUGUUCUGGCAGCAACUCUACAUUCAAACCCUUCAAAUCUGACAGAGCUGGAUCUGAGUGAGAAUAAACUAGGAGACUCUGGAGUGACAGAAAUCUGCAGUCUGUUGAGAAAUUCACAGACACUACAGAUACUCAGGUCUGAAUUCGGUUAA
Molecule: messenger RNA, 374 nt
Organism: Carassius auratus (goldfish)
Lineage: Eukaryota; Metazoa; Chordata; Actinopteri; Cypriniformes; Cyprinidae
Product: ribonuclease inhibitor-like
Exons: 3
Coding region: 102-374 (90 amino acids)
Molecular function (GO): protein binding
Source: RefSeq, a predicted model, not a curated record